GUGUGCCGGCAAGAUACCUACAGUGUUCAUGCGCAUGUCGUACGCUGUGAGAUGGGUGCUGGAGUUCAUUGCCUCACCCCCCGCCAAACAAAGCAACACCACGGUUGUCGUGAGUGAUGUGAAAACGUACCGUAUAGCCAGCCCAACGGUUGCAAGGUGA
Molecule: messenger RNA, 160 nt
Organism: Sphaeroforma arctica JP610
Lineage: Eukaryota; Ichthyosporea; Ichthyophonida
Exons: 1
Source: RefSeq, a predicted model, not a curated record